Molecule: messenger RNA, 2212 nt
Organism: Camelus dromedarius (Arabian camel)
Lineage: Eukaryota; Metazoa; Chordata; Mammalia; Artiodactyla; Camelidae
Gene: ELOVL4
Product: ELOVL fatty acid elongase 4
Exons: 6
Coding region: 332-1276 (314 amino acids)
Biological process (GO): fatty acid elongation, saturated fatty acid; sphingolipid biosynthetic process; fatty acid elongation, polyunsaturated fatty acid
Cellular component (GO): endoplasmic reticulum; endoplasmic reticulum membrane
Molecular function (GO): fatty acid elongase activity
Source: RefSeq, a predicted model, not a curated record
GGCGCGCGGCGGCAGACUGGUGCAGCGCCCGGCGCUCACGGCGGGAUCUUCUCCUCCUCAACCUCCUCCUCCUCCUUCUCUUCCUCCUCCUCCUGGGAGCCUUGACGGUACCUUCUCCUCCGCCCGGCUCAUCGACGCCGCCGCCGCAGCCGCCGCCGUAUCUCCGCCGCCGCGGUGCCCCGAGGAGUAGGAGAAGGCGCAGCUGGGCCGCCGCCGUUAGAGGGGUCCCCGGCUGCCGCUCGCUCCGUCGGCCGUCGCCUCCGAGGUCAACCCUUCCGCGGGGGUCUCCCCUUUCUUCUCCCAACGCCCCCGGCGCCCGCUUACCGCCGCGAUGGGGCUCCUGGACGCGGAGCCUGGCAGUGUCCUGAAUGUGGUGUCCACGGCGCUCAACGACACGGUGGAGUUCUACCGCUGGACCUGGUCCAUCACAGAUAAACGCGUGGAAAAUUGGCCUCUGAUGCAGUCUCCCUUGCCUACACUUUGUAUAAGCACUCUUUACCUCCUGUUCGUGUGGCUGGGUCCAAAAUGGAUGAAGGACAGAGAACCUUUUCAGAUGCGUUUAGUGCUCAUUAUCUAUAAUUUUGGGAUGGUUUUGCUUAACCUUUUUAUCUUCAGAGAGUUAUUCAUGGGAUCAUAUAAUGCAGGAUAUAGCUAUGUUUGCCAGGGUGUGGAUUAUUCUGAUGAUGUUAAUGAAGUCAGGAUAGCUGCUGCUCUGUGGUGGUACUUCAUAUCUAAGGGAAUUGAGUAUUUGGACACAGUGUUUUUCAUCCUGAGGAAGAAAAACAACCAAGUCUCUUUCCUUCACGUAUAUCAUCACUGUACAAUGUUUACAUUGUGGUGGAUUGGAAUUAAGUGGGUCGCAGGGGGACAGGCAUUUUUCGGAGCCCAGCUGAAUUCCUUCAUCCAUGUGAUUAUGUAUUCAUACUAUGGGUUGACUGCCUUUGGCCCGUGGAUUCAGAAGUAUCUUUGGUGGAAACGAUACCUGACCAUGUUGCAGCUGGUUCAGUUCCACGUGACCAUCGGGCACACAGCGCUGUCCCUCUACACGGACUGCCCCUUCCCCAAGUGGAUGCACUGGGCGCUCAUCGCCUACGCCAUCAGCUUCAUCCUCCUCUUCCUCAACUUCUAUGUACGGACCUACAAAGAGCCCAAGAACGCGAAGCCUGGAAAACCGGCCGUGAACGGCGUCUCAGCAAACGGUGUAAGCAAGUCAGACAAGCACCUAGGGCUGGAAAACGGAACAAAGCAGAAAAACGGAAAAGCGAAAGGAGAGUAAACUGAACUGGGCCUUAACGGUUGCUGACAAUGAGGAAGCUCCCAUUUCAUACAGGAUUUCAGGGAAAAGAGCAGCAAAUGAGGGUUUGGGGUUUUGGGGAGAAGAAGACAAAUGUGCUCUAUGUAUUAGUAACCUUUAGAUUGAGUAAAGUGUUAAAUACAACACCCAGAUGUUUUAUUUAUGAAGUUUUUAUUUUAAACAUUUUUUUUUAUUAGCCUUGAUGUUGUCAGACCAAAGCAAUCAUUACAUGACUUUAGAGGCCCUCCCUCUGUUCACAUGUGUUUGUCUAACGCAUGAGACUUUUCAGGUACCUUCGUUCUUCAAUCCGAUGAUCACAGAAACACGGUCUUUAUGCAUUUUUUUUUUUUUUGGUUGCUAAAUUACUUAUUACCUACUGACGAAAAUCAGUGACCUUCCAUUUUCUGGUCCCGAGCUGGAAAUGUGCACAUUUGAAUUCAUUUGCUGACUGGAAUGGUCAAAUCGCUCCACCUCUAGUCCGAAGAUACCCUUUUGAUUGUUAUUAAAUUUUAAAAAUCUGAUGAUUUCUGUAGACUCUUAGAGGCUUGAUGAUGAUGGUGUUGGUGAAAAUAAGAAUUACAGUAAAAUCCUGUCUGGCGACUCAGAGGUCACCAUGACUUGCAGCGCAAAUCACUGUGGGAAACAAUUUUUGUGAUGAGAAGGCAGCCUUUCAAUACUCCUGUUACUACCAGAAAUAUAUUAUGAAAAUUAAGAUUAUUGUCUGAUUGGAAAUGAAACAACUCAUGUCUUUAUUAGUAACAUCAUAAAAUAGUUACAUUUAUGGGCUUUUAGAAGAGUAUGUUGAUUUCUUAUCAGGCUUUCCUUGUUUUGAUUUGUGGCUGUUACCGAUUUUUCAUAUAUGGAAAUAUACCUACCUCUUCUGUUGGAAAGAACAUUUAAAAUUAAAUAAAUUUUAAU